Sporisorium graminicola is the source of this 5226-nucleotide messenger RNA. RefSeq lists its product as uncharacterized. The record is from RefSeq and is a predicted model, not a curated record. The coding region runs from base 1 to 5226 and encodes 1741 amino acids. Gene Ontology annotation, molecular function: ribonuclease III activity; ATP binding; nucleic acid binding. The transcript has a single exon. Gene Ontology annotation, biological process: RNA processing. NCBI's taxonomy places the organism in Eukaryota, Fungi, Basidiomycota, Ustilaginomycetes, Ustilaginales, Ustilaginaceae.
AUGACCAAACGCAGUAGAGGGCUGGCUGACUUCGAGCACCCGCUCGCUCGAUUCCAUCUUGGUGAUGAUGCAGAGCCUACACCAGACCAACUUGCACCCUCUCCUCAAGCAGGAGAUCGAAGGAAGCGGCGGAGAAUCUUGGAACACAUCUCCGCUCAGACCGCUGUCGACCCUGCAGACCAACUCAGCUCCGACCAGCUCGCUUUCGAACAUCGAACCUACCAGAUCGAGCUCGCCGAGCUCGCCAAAGCCGGCAACGUCCUCGUCUGCCUCGAUACUGGCAGCGGAAAGACGCUCAUCUCGGUACUUCUGCUCGAACAUGUUCAUCGACUGCAAAACGUCCAGCUACCCCCUUCUCCUCCCGCUCCGCGGCGUCCCAAGGUCUCAUUCUUCCUAGUCAACCUUGUGCCUCUGGUCCAUCAGCAGUCUUCCUACAUUGCGGAACAUUCCAACCUCUCUGUCGGAAAGCUUUAUGGCGAGCUUAAAGGUAACCUACGCGGAAAGGGCGAUAAGCUCCAUGUUGAUAGCUGGCGUGAGCCGCAAUGGUCUGCGCUUCUCGAAGCUCACCAAGUCAUCGUCUCCACCGCCCAAUGCUUUCUUGACGCCGUUAUGCACGGAUUUAUCAAGAUGAACGACAUCAAUCUGCUCAUCUUUGACGAGGUACACCAUGCGCUGAAGAACCAUCCUUUCUUUCGCAUCAUGAAGUACUACAGACUCGCUCCCGAGAACGAGCGCCCCAAGAUCUUUGGUAUGACUGCGAGCCCCAUCUUUACCGGAACCGGUCACUGUAGCGACGCUUCGCGCUACCUUCAAGAAGUUAUGAACGCUCGUAUUCACACGGUGUCUAAGGGCUUGUUACAGGAUCUUCGCGAGUUCAGGCAGAAACCAGACGAGCUGGUCAUUGAGUUUGACCCCUAUCUGACAGUGCUCGAUGAUGAGUCGGACGGCGCUCAAAUGUCCGCCCUCAGCAAAGACAUGGUUGCUCGAUUUGGUAGAAAUCCCGCAUUGGGCGAAGACGCGGAGCUGGACCUGGCUAUGGAGCAUUUCGAAACGGAAGUGCGGCCCAAGCUCGACUAUAUCAUGCGACAUCUUGGCCCACUUGGCUGUGAUCUUUUCUGGCAUAGCACCCUACUCGAGUAUCGCUCUCGUGCACGCAGAUGGGCUAACAUCGAUCGCGACGACCGUACCCUGAUCAAUGACGACUGGAUUAUCGAUGCAAGUCUCCGAAAGUCGAUUGUCACCCCCGAGGAGAGCCAGGAGGAUGAAGACAGUGUCGAUGGUGGCAGAAGCGAUGCCCCCGCAGCUUCGUCUCAACUGACGACUGGGUCUGGACUCGGUCUCGGGCAAGCCGUUGUCCACUUGUCAACACAUAGCGAGCUGAAUCAACGCAUCAUACUUCAUAUGCAUUCUCAGCCUAAACUUCCCGACAAACUCACAUUUGAUGCUUCUAAUGCGUCACCAAAGGUGCUUCGUCUCAUCGAAACGCUCAAGUGCUUUGAGCCCAGUGCUCAGGAUUUCUGCGCUAUCAUCUUUGUCGAACGGCGACAGACGGCCAAGCUGCUGGUCGAGCUCAUCAAACGUGUCCCUGGUCUCGAGUUUAUCCAUCCUGAGUUCUUGCUUGGCCACGAGGAUGACUCAGCCCACGGUGGUACGCCGGGCAUGGAUUGGCACGUUCAGGUUCAAGUGCUCAAUCGAUUCCGACGCCGAAAGCCGACCAACCUGCUUGUUGCUACUUCGAUCGCCGAAGAAGGUCUCGACAUCCAAGCCGCCAACCUGGUUAUUCGAUUUGAUCUCUUCAACCGACACAUUUCCUUCCUCCAGUCUCGCGGCCGUGCACGUGCCAGCCAAAGCCGAUUCAUCCUCAUGGCUGAAAGAGACAAUCCGAGUCACGCCGAAGUCAUCCUGAACGCGUUUAACACGGAGGUUAGCCGCGCCAAGUGGCUCGAUAUUGUCGCUGAAACCGUGCACGAAGCAAGCAAUUUCUCACAGGACUUGCAGCAGCAGCUGCGCAUGGCGACGGACGAAGCUGUUGCAAACGAAGAGUGUAUUUUUGAACCAACGACGGGGGCUCGGCUAUUUGCUGAAGACGCACCGAGCCUCAUCUCGCACUACGCUGCCACGCUACAUGCGGAGUAUCUCAAAGAUGCGGUGUUGGCGUACAAGCUGGGGUCUACUAGCAAUGGAGCAAGUGCGCCGAAUACGUAUUCAUGCGUUCUGGAGCUGCCCAGCACGUCGGCUGUCCGCAGCGUCGAGUCGGGCGAACAUCGGGGCAAGAAGCAGGCUAAGCGCAUGGCUGCGUUCAAGGCAUGUCAGCAGCUCAGAGAGCUGGGCGAGUUGGACGAGCAUUUGAUGCCCAAGUUGCUCGAUAAGGCUGCACUGGACGAUGGUGCUUUGCGGACGGGCACAAUAAAUCCGCACCACAAGGCUUGGCGUGGGAGCGGACUACCGGUGCAUGUGCCGGUGAAGAAACUGGAUGGCUGGGCGAGGCUUGUAUGCCAACGCGAUGCUCACAGUACGGCUGCGUAUGAAGCCACGUACCUCGCUCUAGAUGACUUUGAUCCAGCAUGCCAGCCUCUUGUGUUGCUCACGCGCGGGCCUUUGCCGCCGACGAAGCUGCUCAAGCUGGUGCUCUCUAGUACGGGUCGCAUGAAGGACGUCCAGGCGACGCCGUUGGGUCCGCUUCCCGCACUUGGCAAAGCCGAAUUGGAGCUCGCCAAGCGAUUUACUCGCUUUGUUUUUCGAAUCAUCGAUCGCAAUGAUGGGCAUGGCAGCAGCAACAAAGGGAAAUCGUCUAAGAAGCAAGGCGACCCGGCUGUACUGGUCGUUCCCGUUCGCAAAGGACAAGGUAUCAAGACCGUGCAGUCUGCAUCCGACCUGCAACUCGACUUGCCCACCUCGCUCAACCUCUCGGGGUUUGACCUCACCCAAUCCGACGCCGAGAAAUUCCAAGGUCGCAUCCUGGUCCGACAACACGGCUGUCGUUCGCACGCGUUCUAUAAGAUCGAAUCUAUCCGACACGAUCUUACGCCCAACUCUCCCCUCGAUGCCUCCAGACCCACAACUGACAACCAGGCCCGCACGUACCUCUCUGAGCAUCUCAGGAUGUACGGUCGUCACCAUACGUCGCGCAAUAUCGCGCCCGAACAACUCUUCGACGUCCUUUCUCUCGAACUUGCCAACUCACCCCUGAUCCAAGUGACCAAGCUGCACAAACUGCAAAACCUGCUCAUGCCCUCACCGCAAAACCACACCGCGCGACCCGCUCCACCGCGCCGCUUAAUCGUGCCGUACUUCUACAAGCUGCACCCACUGCCCGUCCCCCUCCUGUCAAGCAUCCUCCUGCUCCCCUCCAUCCUCGUGCGCUACGACCAGCUGCUGCUCGCGCACGCCUGCAACACCAAGAUCUUCGCCGGUCGGCUCCACACCGACUUCGUGCUGGAAGCGCUCACCAGCCCUGCCGCGCGGAGUGCGUUCGACUACGAGCGGCUCGAGUUUCUAGGAGAUACGUUUCUGAAGCUCGUCGCGACGUGCCAUACGUUUACGACGCGGUUGGGGCAGACGGAGGCGGAGCUGCAUCUGGCGAACAAAGCGAUCCUGACGAAUGUGCGGCUGUUUGCGGAGGCGAGGAGAUUAGGACUGGAGAGAUUUGGCGUGUUUGGGAGCUCGGCGUUUGUGGUGGGCAGGUUUGAGGCGCCGAGGGUGGGGUGGGUCGGUGGGAGGUUGCUGGACGAUGCGAUCUGCGCGAGCGAGGAGAAUCGUUCGGACGAUGAUGGGUCUAUGGAUGUUGGCGAGGCCCGACAGGAGACUGGUGUGGCAGCGAUGUCGGAGGAGGAGGAAGGAGGACAGUGUGAAGCCGUGAAAGAGAAAACGCUGUCGGACAUUGUCGAAGCGCUGAUCGGAUCAGCCCUUCUCUCAUCCGGCACCUCACUGGCCCUCUUCGUCUGUCGAACGUUCCACCUCAUCCCACCCACCAUCCACACCCUCUCUGACUUCAACACACUCCUCGUCAACCUCAAGCAACGCUCGAUCGCCGAAGGCUGGGAACAGCGCAUCUCGCGCUCAGGGCUCGACCACCUCGAGGGGCUCUUCAGCCACACCUACCGCUACCCGCACCUGGCGCUCGAAGCCUUCACGCACCCAUCGCUGCUCGCCUCCGUCCUGCCCAGCUACCAGCGUCUCGAGUUUCUCGGCGAUGCCUGGCUGGACCUGUACAUUGUGCGCAGCAUCUUGCGCGCGCACCCGGGGCUGUCGCCGGGGAAGCUGACGGCGUACAAGGGAGUGCUGGCGAGCAAUCACGCGCUGUGUGCGCUCGGAGUGCGCGUGGGGCUGCAUCGGUAUAUUGCGAGCGACAGUACGGUGUUGAGGGAUACGAUCGCGCGGUACGCUGCUGCGCUCGGGGAGGUCGAAGAUCGUAAGAGCGGCUGGGUCGGGGGGCAGUACUGGACGCUGUUGCCGCCGAGCGUGGUGGUGCCGAAAGCGAUUGCCGACGUAGUAGAGGCGAGCUUUGCGUCGAUUGUCGUGGAUAGUGGCUUCGACGAGCCCACAAUCGAGCGCGUAUUCGAGCGCAUCUGUCGACCGUUCUAUGAGCGCAUCUGUCGGUACGACUCCCUCAACAUCCCCGAUACGCGGCGCAUGGUCGAAGUCGUCUUCGCCACGGUGCGACGCGGCAUCUCGCACGGACGUGUGCGCAUGGUCCAUAUCCAAACAAACCUAACGGCGCCCCCGGCGCUUGAAACCGCACAGGAGGAAGAGCAGCUCGUCGCGGCGCUGCUGACCGAGACCCGCGUCGAGCUGAGCAUCGCCGGCCAGGUGGUGGCCAAAGCGGCGGUGCUGCCGCGGAGCGCGGAGCACGUGCAGCGCGCCGUCAAGCUCGCGAGCGAGAUCGACGCGCUCCAGUGCGUGCUGCUUCCGCUGAUCGCAGGUAUUGAGGAAGCGGAUGGCGACGGCGACACGAAAGCAGCGGCGGUGGCGGUGGAGCUGGAUAGGCUGGACGAGUUGGAGCACCUCGUGUCUCAGCUGGCACGCACGCUGGGGUGGAAGCGCGUCUUCCAGCCGCUUGUUCCGCUGGGGGACGAGCAGUGCGAGGUGUGCAGCCUGGCCCAGUUGCGUAGGCUGAUUCUACCUGACGAGAAGGAGGAGGAGGAGGACGAUGACGGCGAGCAGUGCGCAGCAGCGCCCAUUCAGGAAGAGAGCACUCCCGACGACUUCACCAAAGAGUCACAGUAG